CCGAACCGCCGCUGCGGUCGUGUCAGCAACGUCGUGCACGGUCACGGUUCUCUGGCUGACUGAGCUUGAUCUCGGAGUCUCGGAGUCUCGGAGAAUGGCAGAGCUACCGCACACACCCAAGCGGAAGAGACCGCGUCGAAAGAAUCUCGAGUCCCGAUAUUUCCCCAGUCCCAAACGCCAGAAACCAGCCGCGCAGGAUUCAACGAGUCUUCAUCUUCAGCAGACUGCGCAAACGUACCUGCUCGCGCAGCCAUGCUGGACCAACAAGUCUCGCUUCUUUCCCCCGUCGAAAGUGGACCUGGAUGCCCUCCUCGCUAACCCUGCCUUCCUUUGCUUCUACGAAGCGUUUGUGCUCGCAUUGCACGAGCUUUACAUGGCGAAACCGAUUCUCAUUCAAGAGCACGUGGCGUCGAGCUCGUGGAAGGUCUUGGUAGCGGUGACCCUGCUCAACAAGACAGCGGGCACGAAGUCCAUACCGGUCUUCUUCGAGAUCAUGGACCGGUGGCCUACACCCGAAGCACUCGCCCAAGCACCUAGGACGUGCCUCUACGGGAUGAUUAAAGAUCUCGGAUUGGGCGAAACGCGUACGACUCGCAUCAUCGACAUCUCGCAAACCUUUCUCACCAAGCCGCCCAUACCGGACCAGCUCUAUCGCUCGCGUGGGACGGUGACGCUGCCCGCCGCCGACGGAGCUGGGACGCGCGAGGUACCAUACCCCCCAAUUGCUGUGUCCCACAUACCUGGAUCCGGACCGUACGCGCUCGACUCGUACCGCAUUUUCUGCUCUGGAAAGGACGAGUGGAAGUCGGUGAGGCCGCGUGAUAAAGAGCUCGUGAAGUACUUGGAGUGGAAGUGGGCUGUUGAGGAGUACCGCCAAUGGCACCCGCUACACGGCCCUGGGCCCAUCAUCGACCUCGAAUAUGUUCGCUCGAUGACGGCUGCCUUGACAAGCAACCCCAUUUCUCACUAGUGACUUUGCCUUGGACCGUCCCUCUAUCCACUCUGCUGCGUUUCUGAUUAUCCUGACGAUGUCUCCUUGCUGUCUGUUGUCGGCUCGUGUGUCACACACGGGCUUAUUGUUACGGCAAAGCCCCUCAACUUGCUAGUAUUUCUGUAUAUAGAUAUCAUGUACCACAAUC
Molecule: messenger RNA, 1139 nt
Organism: Trametes versicolor FP-101664 SS1
Lineage: Eukaryota; Fungi; Basidiomycota; Agaricomycetes; Polyporales; Polyporaceae
Exons: 4
Coding region: 95-970 (291 amino acids)
Biological process (GO): base-excision repair
Cellular component (GO): nucleus
Molecular function (GO): catalytic activity; DNA binding
Source: RefSeq, a predicted model, not a curated record